AUGACGACAUCAUUGGGGAAUUUUUCUAUUGAUCGAUUGAUUGAUCCUUCUCAGUUAACAAGGAAUCAUGUCAAGCUGACAACAAGUGAUAAUAGGGAAAGUGAGACAAAUUUAAUUUCGAACUGGUCAAAGGUUGACAAGUCAGUUUCAACAGCACCAACAACAACAAUGGCAACAAGCUUGACACUAUCAACAGAUAACAUUGUUCGGAAUGUAGCCCUAAUAGACGGUAUGUGUUCAGAGGAUCAACAGUACAGAUCAGUAAUAAAGAAUGAUAAAAUGAUGAAAUUACAACCAAGCGAUAACAGUACUCCUGUCAUUGGAGUGGGAAAUACAGGUGAUACCUCUUUGAAUUGGAUGAGCAGACGACAAAAUUACCAGUCGGAUGAUCCAUUGAAUACAGGUCAACAAUUACACAAAUCAGUUCACUCAAAUAUCGACAUUUCUUAUAAUCAUAAUGUAAUAGUAGCACAACAAGUUACUUCUUCCACUACUAAUAAUCCCAAAGGUAAUAUUGCUCAGAGUGUGGGAAAUAGUCAUGAUUUUGAUGACGAUAUGAUAGUAGAUGUGACGGUAGACGAGGAUGGUGAUGAUGAUGAUACGAAGACGAAUUCAGAGCAUAAUACAUCGGAUAAUACAACUACAGGCAAAACGUAUACAUGUCCAGAAUGCGGUAAAGUAUUUACAGCUCAUUACAAUUUAACAAGGCACAUGCCAAUUCAUACCGGUGCAAGACCUUUCAUUUGCAAGGUUUGUAACAAAGGCUUUCGUCAAGCCAGUACACUUUGUCGUCAUAAGAUAAUUCAUACAUCAGAAAAGCCACAUGUAUGCUGGGUUUGUGGGAAGGCCUUCAAUAGGAGCUCAACUUUGAACACUCACUCCCGAAUUCAUCAAGGCUAUAAACCAUUCACAUGUGAAGUAUGCGGUAAAGGGUUUCAUCAAAAAGGUAAUUACAAAAACCAUAAAUUAACUCACAGUACAGAGAAACAAUAUAAAUGUCAUAUAUGCCAUAAAGCAUUUCAUCAAAUCUACAAUCUUAGCUUUCAUAUGCAUACACAUCAAGCACAGAAACCAUAUAUAUGUAUUAUCUGUGAUAAAGGUUUUUGCCGCAAUUUUGACUUAAAAAAACAUAUGCGGAAACUACACCCAACUAGUGAUGGACAAUCCAGAUUGACAGAAGUUGAGAAUGGUAAUGCACUGACAGUUAACAUGACAAAUGACAAUAUCAGCAGGAACAUUAACAGUUAUUAUUCGCAAUACAGUGAAGGUAAGAAGACACAAAAAAUGAAGCCCAGUAUCUAUGUAAAUGGAAAUUACAUCAAUAGUGAUAAUUCUAUGGAAUAUGAUAGCAUGAAGCAAAUGAUUAAAUCCUUACCAUCGCAUAAAUCAACAUCUAUGCCAACAGUCUCCACAUCUCAACAACAGCCACAAAAUACAAUGGUUACUCGAUCUGCAGUGAGACGAAACGAUUUGAAUCCCUUCAAUUAUUUUGACGUUAAUACUGAUCCUUCGGUAAAUCAUAUAAAGAAGCCUUUUAACUUAAGCGCUUUAAAUUCAAAUAAUGUUUCUAUGACCUCGAUAAGAAAUAAAGUGAAUUCAACAAAUAUGAUAAAUGAUUUCGACGUUCAACUGUUCAAUGAACUCAUCUAUCAAUCUAUAAAUUGCAGUAAUGAUCAACCAUUCCAACAACAAAACCUUUUAAAUGAAGCGAAAACAAAUUUCAAUUUUUCAAUGAAAUAUUUGAAAAAUUUACAUCCGGAAACUCAAUUUAAACAACUUUUGGAGAAAAUAAUUCCAAAACAGUCACCUCCACUGGUGGAUAAACCUAAUUCUUGUACAGAUUUUCCACCUUCAGUAGUCCCACCAUUUUCCUCAACAUCCUGUUUACCACCAAUAUGUCCUUUAUAUUUAUCCUCAUCCUCCACUGAUUUAUUCCCAUUGGUAUCCAAAGUAGGACAAAUGAAAAUGGAAUUAUCAUCGAAUUACCCUCAUCUUCAAUGUCCGACUACCUUACAAUUAGAAAACUGUUCUAACGCAAAUAACACAAGCUUACCACUCCCUUCUUUCGUUGUCAAUAAUCGAAAUAUGCGGAAUUGUCAGGUGGAUACUAUUCAACAAAAUAUAGUAUCAAGAGUUCAGAAUAUACAUUCAGAUGUAUCAUUCAGUUCAAAUCUAAUUUCGUCUCAACCUUCAUCAGUUGUCAACUCAGAUAUAUUUCAGAAGUUUAUGCUUCAAGCUUGUUUAUCAUUAAACAGGCAACAAAUGUGA
This is a messenger RNA of Heterobilharzia americana, 2268 nucleotides long. The record is from the annotation of a GenBank genome assembly. NCBI's taxonomy places the organism in Eukaryota, Metazoa, Platyhelminthes, Trematoda, Strigeidida, Schistosomatidae.